Molecule: messenger RNA, 3916 nt
Organism: Oncorhynchus tshawytscha (Chinook salmon)
Lineage: Eukaryota; Metazoa; Chordata; Actinopteri; Salmoniformes; Salmonidae
Product: cysteine-rich secretory protein LCCL domain-containing 1
Exons: 15
Coding region: 317-1846 (509 amino acids)
Cellular component (GO): extracellular region
Source: RefSeq, a predicted model, not a curated record
AAAUUUGGCAUAUAAACGCAGGGAGCGCUCAUACUUGAAUGAUUAUACAGGUACGCUCGAGAAUCCUUGGUGGAUGUACGAUAUCCGAACUUACUUACUUAUUACGUAUAUUUAGGCUCCUAUAGAUGUCCUAAAUCUUAGGAUGUAUGAAGAGUAGCUUUCAUGUUCACCAUUCUGCUUCAAUACAACUUUUGGAGCUGGACAUUGUUUCCCGGGGAUAGUUGACCAGAUUGAACAAAACGUUUUGGUAAAAGCCGACAGAAUACAGAUUUUGUAUUGGAGUGAAUCACAGAGGCUGGAGAGGCUGAUCAUCAUCAUGAAGGGUGUACCUCAGGACUGGCUGAGAGGGUUCGGGUUGUUAUUCUUUGCCCAAACAGUAAUUUCUAUGGUGAUCCCUAACUCUACUCACCUGGAGGCUAUACUGGAGAAGUAUAUGAACAAAGAUGAUGAGUGGUGGGUGUCCAAACAGAGAGGGAAGAGAGCCAUCACUGACGGUGAUAUGCACCUCAUCCUCGAUUUGCACAACAAGCUCAGAGGUCAAGUUUAUCCUCAAGCUUCAAAUAUGGAGUAUAUGGUUUGGGAUAUGGAGCUGGAGAGGAGUGCUGAACACUGGGCACACACCUGCCUGUGGGAGCAUGGACCACAACACAUGCUAACCCAGAUUGGACAGAACCUGGGUGCCCACUGGGGAAGAGACCGACCACCAACAUUUCACGUCCAAGCCUGGUAUGAUGAAGUGAGAGACUACAGCUAUCCCUAUCCACAGGAAUGUAACCCACACUGCCCUUUCAGAUGCUCUGGUCCCGUCUGCACUCACUAUACACAGAUGGUUUGGGCAACAAGCAGCCAUAUUGGAUGCGCUAUCAAUGUGUGCUACAAUAUGAAUGUGUGGGGCAUGAUUUGGACUAAAGCUGUGUACUUGGUUUGCAACUACUCACCGCCGGGAAACUGGUGGGGGCAUGCCCCAUACAAACAUGGCACCCCGUGCUCUGCCUGUCCGCCCAGCUACGGUGGAGGCUGUAGGGACAAUCUCUGCUACAAAGAGAACGGAGUACAGAGACGUCCUGCCCCUGAACUAGAAGAGACAAAUUACAUUGAGCCGGAGACGCAGCCAGAACCGAGGGCCCAAGAGCCUAGGGCGAGACCACUGCCCCCAACACCAUCAUCCAAUGACAACGUGGAGAGGAAUGAGGUGGUCAGCACAGUGCAAAUGUGUCAACAGAUGGACUGUGAGACCAAGCUGCGUGAUCGUUGUAAAGGAACCACUUGUAAUAGGUACGAGUGUCUUCCUGGAUGCUUGUCUAGCCCAGGAAAAGUAAUAGGGACUGGGUAUUAUGAUAUGCAAUCAAGUGUUUGCGGAGCUGGUUUGCACGCUGGAAUCAUAGACGAUGGCGGAGGCUGGCUGGACGUUACAAGACAAGGAAGAAAAUCUUAUUUCACAAAGUCCUACAAAAAUGGUGUUCAGUCUGUUGCGAUGAACAGGAGUGCAAAUGCCUUCAACGUAUUUACUGUACCAGUAAAAGCAGUCACAUGUGAGACCACCGUUGCACGGUUUUGUCCCUACAAAAAACCUGCACGGCACUGUCCAAGGAUGUAUUGCCCCCGCAAUUGUCUGCAUGAGACCCGUGCCAGAGUCAUUGGAACACAAUGGUAUUCAGAUAAAUCCAGUAUAUGUCGAGCAGCCAUCCAUGCUGGUGUCAUUCAGAAUGACUCAGGAGGCUACCUGGAUGUGCAGCCCGUGGACAAGAGGAGACAGUACAGUGGUAGCUAUCAGAACAGAAUCUCUUCAGAAAGCCUACAGAAUCCUUCAGGUGGCAAAGCAUUCAGAGUAUUUGCAGUCAUUUGAAUCCACAUUGCAAGGACACUGGCAAUGAAAAUGAGCACUUGUCAUUUCACGGCCGGUAAUUACACUGCUUGGUUUCCUUCUCUUGCUAAGCUGCACCUCAGCUUCUCAAGGCUGUUCAAUUCACUUUGAUCUCAACAUAUACAAAGAUACACUGUUCAAAUGUAGAUCUUUUAAGACUGUAUAUUGGAUGUAUAUAACAUGUUGUAAAUAAGUUGAAUGUCUAACAAAUUGCAAUCUCUCAUAGAUAUUUGUAUCAGAACAGAAAAAUAUGUAAUGUGCAUGCAUGGUAAAGGUUUUAAUUCUAUGAUAUUUCAAAUCUUGUAUUGUUUUUAAAAAAUGUGUAAGUAUUUUAUACAUUUUGAUGACUGAUGUUGAUGUUAUAUUUCAUGAUACAAAAUUGUAUAGCCCUUAUUCAUAGAUUUUUACAGUUCAAGCCUGGCUGGCCAGGAGUGCGUCAGAGAAUUUCAUAGCACGAACCACAUGGUGAGACACCCAAAAUAUGCAUUAUUUAUUUACAUUUGUGAAGAAAUCAUUGUUAUCAAUGGUCAAUUCUGGAAGGACAGUUGGGAUUUUCAUAGCAUGUCUUUAAGCUGAACAUACAGUAUAGCAAUUAUGAUAUGUUUCAUGAAAACCUUAUCAGUUCUCCAUUGAUUGCUACUGUUCAUAAUACAGUAGCUGUAUGGUAUGUAGUUUAUAAAGCACUACCUCACAUUGUUAGAAAGGCACCAUUAAUGUACUGGAAACUACUGGUACCCUGUCUGGAUGGCAGAGAGAGUACUGUCUUACUGUCCUAAAUCUAACAUGUGUUUGUCAGGUUCACAGGGCGUUACUGUGUGAUAAAGGGCUAAAUCCUGGUGUACUCAGUAGUAGCUUUUCAUAUUUCUACAGCCCCCCCCCCAAACCCAAUUAUCUGGUUGAAACAUUAAUCAUAUUUUUUAUAUACAUUAUACAGCUAUUACACAUGUUCAUCUAUACACAGAACUCAGGCACUCAUAUUCAACAUUUCAAAAACAGAAUUUGUAGAAAGCCCAUAUCCUUUCCAGGCAGGAGCAGUAAAGAAUGAAAGCUGAGCAAGCCCUUAUGUUAAACUACUCGGGCCCACUGGCUGUGCGCUAGGUAGAGCAGACAAAGAGUGACUUUGUGUGUGUUGAUCUCGAUCUCACUUCCCUGGAUGCAUUUCCCCCACGCCUGCCACAGAUGUGGUCAACCCCAGCUGAAAGGUCUCUGUCAGUCACCCGUACACACACAUACCCUCUGUGGGAUGCUUUAUGUAAGGGUUGAGAUUCAAGUUCAGUAUAUUUUACUCAAUAGUUUCGUCUGAAAGGAGUUUGCUUCGGAUAACGCAUUUUAACUAAUGCUGUAACUUUUUUAAAGGGGCAAGAUCAUAUCUAAGAUAAUGUACGGUAUUCUCUAAUUUUGUCAAAAGCUCUUGUUAGACUACGUAUAUAGUCAGUCAACAUAAGAGAUGGUUAAAUAUUAAAGCUGUAAGUGGGUCAGACUUACUUCAAUAUGGAAUAGAAACAAGGGAAUCCAACAGGACAGACAUAUUGACCUUUAUCCAUAAACUUUUUCCAUUCUUUAGAAAUAGAUAUUACAUACUAGCUUCCAUUGCUAGUGCAACGCUAUGGUUAAUACAUUGUAUACACUGUAUUGUAGUGGUGACCCAUUAUAACACACAACCCCCACUAUCACCACCAUUCUGCUGAGUGACCGGGGGGCUGGACUGAGAGGAACUUUUCCAGGAAGAGGACCAGGGCUGAUAGAGAGCUGCUGAUGGCCUCAUUGAGUUCCGCACCACUCUCCAGAGAGAAGAGGCAUGCAUCAGAACACUGUCAAAAUUCACAGGGCAGUGUUGCAGAGGAGUCCACUGGCAAAUACGCCAACUGUUCACUGCUGCAGGAGUGUUAUACAACAUGAAAAGACCCCACCGUCACAGACCCGCACAAGGAUCAAUACAUCACCAUCUCAGAGGUGCUGUUUGGUGAAAUUAGAUUAGUUUCCUUUCAUUUGAACUGUAGCGACUGCUAAUAGUAUACCUGAUACUAAAUAAAAUAAUAAUCAAUCAAAAAA